Molecule: messenger RNA, 273 nt
Organism: Adineta steineri
Lineage: Eukaryota; Metazoa; Rotifera; Eurotatoria; Adinetida; Adinetidae
Source: the annotation of a GenBank genome assembly
AUGCUGAUCGAAAAUCAUUCCGUCUUUGUGAACCACAAUCACACUGGUUUCGCUGGAUUUAUUGAUCAUAUAUCAUCUCUUAUUCAUAUUAUACCUGAAGAAGCAAUUAAUUUAUUUCUUCAACGUAAGUUACAUGGUGUUGAACCAACAGUUACUUAUGAACCAUUUCAAGUAAUAGAGGCAUUAUUAAGAUCUAAUAGUGGUCAAGUUAUGGAUAAAACUGUUUUUCGUAUAACUUCAUCUGAUCAACCAUCAAAUAUUAAUGAAAAAUAA